Messenger RNA from Nothoprocta perdicaria, 964 nucleotides. It is a transcript of the gene SAT1, whose product is annotated as spermidine/spermine N1-acetyltransferase 1. Gene Ontology annotation, cellular component: cytosol. The transcript is spliced from 6 exons. The record is from RefSeq and is a predicted model, not a curated record. Gene Ontology annotation, molecular function: N-acetyltransferase activity. Bases 159 to 674 code for a protein of 171 amino acids. Lineage: Eukaryota; Metazoa; Chordata; Aves; Tinamiformes; Tinamidae.
CGCAGUAGAGUGAGGGAUCGCCGACCUUCCAGCGCCGCCGGGACAUGCUCGCAGCCUGACUGACCGCCCGGGACACGAAUGAAGAAGCAGCUGCUCCUCCUGUUCACACACCGGGGACUCGUCAGCCGAGGGGGUCGCAGGGGGAAGCGCCGUCGAAAAUGGCUUCGUUCCGCAUCCGCGCCGCGCGGCCUGAGGAUUGCCCCGACCUGCUGCGACUGAUCAAGGAACUAGCCAAGUACGAGGACAUGGAGGACCAGGUGGUGUUAACCGAGAAAGAGCUGCUCGAGGAUGGCUUUGGCGAGCACCCGUUCUACCACUGUCUUGUUGCGGAAGUGCCCAAAGAGCAGUGGUCGUCUGAAGAACACAACGUUGUGGGCUUUGCCAUGUACUAUUUCACUUAUGAUCCAUGGAUUGGGAAACUGCUGUACCUUGAAGAUUUCUAUGUGAUGGCAGAAUACAGAGGGCUUGGCAUUGGGUCAGAAAUUCUGAAGAACCUGAGUCAGGUGGCUGUCAAGUGCCGCUGCAGCAGCAUGCACUUCCUUGUGGCCGAGUGGAACGAGCCCUCCAUCAGCUUCUACAAGAGGAGAGGCGCCUCCGAUCUGUCCACCGAGGAGGGCUGGCGGCUCUUCAAAAUCGACAAGGAGUAUCUCGUGAAGAUGGCGACGGAAGAGUGAGAGGUUCCAGCAACGCAGUCCCUCCUGUGAAUAUCCCUGCUCUCUACGAAUAAACUCCCUCUUGCUUUCUGUGCACAGAUUGUAGUGGAAUAAAGUAGCAUGGGUGCUAAUAAUGAAAACGCUUUGCGGUUGGUAGAGUAAUUGGUACUGUGGUCUGGAACCGAGGUGUCUGUCAAGUUGACAAUGUGCUUGUAUACAUCCUUAACCAGUGUGGGCUUGUUAGCUUUGAAAUGUAUAUGGAAACUUCAUUCUUGUGAGUGUCAUUCAAAUGUGUACAAUGUACACACUGG